This is a messenger RNA of Dreissena polymorpha, 629 nucleotides long. RefSeq lists its product as uncharacterized. NCBI's taxonomy places the organism in Eukaryota, Metazoa, Mollusca, Bivalvia, Myida, Dreissenidae. Bases 110 to 562 code for a protein of 150 amino acids. Gene Ontology annotation, molecular function: calcium ion binding. The record is from RefSeq and is a predicted model, not a curated record. The transcript has 6 exons.
CCUUAUUAACAAAUGUUUGCACUUGGUAAUGUUUACGGUUCAGACGUGCUGAUAAGACGUAGGGGUUAGGCUUGUAUUCACAAUUUCGUAACUUCUUGCAACGACCAACAUGAAGAUUACAUCCAUAAUUAUUGCUCUAUCCUUCAUCAGCGCCUGUCGGGGGCUUAACAUGACGAGGCUUCGCCCGUACGAUUUGACCGCCGAGCUGAUGUUCAUCUUUGAGGACAUUGACCAGAACGGCAUCAUGACCGUGUUCGAGUUUGAGACCGUCUUCGACAGAUACGACUCCAACGUGGAUGGCCGCGUUACCCGUAGCGUGUACACCACAUACAUCUGCAAGUCUGACCCGGUCCAGUACGAGCUGAGCCAUUACCUGUUUGACGAGUACGAUGUGGAUGGGGACCACUUUCUGGACUACCACGACUACGACAACUUCUACAACAAGAUGGAUACCAGCGCUGACGGACUCGUGGUUAAAACGGAAUUCGUGAACUAUUGGGUUCUACUUUUCCAGAAGUACGAAAACAGUGAUAUCCACCCAAUGAGCACGCUCUGCCGCUAAAAUUACCGUCGAACACAUUCACGAACGUAAUAAUGGUGUUUAUUUGUGAAUAAAUCGUAAAAGACGA